Tinamus guttatus (white-throated tinamou) is the source of this 1799-nucleotide messenger RNA. NCBI's taxonomy places the organism in Eukaryota, Metazoa, Chordata, Aves, Tinamiformes, Tinamidae. The record is from RefSeq and is a predicted model, not a curated record.
UUCUGAUUUUUUUCUUUUUAUUCUUUUCAGUCCUUGAAUUUGAACAUGUCUAUCUUGAAAAUCUACCAAGUGCUUCAAUGUAUGAACGCAGUUACAUGCACAGAGAUGUCAUUACCCAUGUAGCAUGUACUAAGACAGAUUUUAUCAUAACAGCCAGUCAUGACGGGCAUGUAAAGUUCUGGAAAAAAAUAGAAGAAGGGAUUGAGUUUGUUAAGCAUUUUCGUAGCCAUCUAGGAGUUAUUGAGUGUAUUGCUGUUAGCUCAGAGGGGGCUUUAUUCUGUUCAGUUGGAGAUGACAAAGCAAUGAAGGUGUUUGAUGUGGUCAACUUUGAUAUGAUCAACAUGCUGAAGCUUGGCUACUGCCCUGGCCAAUGUGAAUGGGUAUAUUGCCCUGGAGAUGCCAUCUCUUCUGUUGCCACAUCUGAGAAGAGCACAGGAAAAAUAUUCAUAUAUGAUGGACGAGGAAAUAAUGAGCCGCUUCAUGUUUUUGAUAAACUGCAUACAUCCUCUCUUACUCAGAUACGGUUGAACCCUGUCUACAAAGUAGUAGUGUCUUCUGACAAAUCUGGAAUGAUUGAGUACUGGACUGGUACUCCUCAUGAAUAUAAGUUUCCCAAGAAUGUGAACUGGGAGUAUAAAACGGACACUGAUUUAUAUGAAUUUGCUAAAUGCAAGGCUUACCCAUCCAGUAUAAGUUUUUCACCUGACGGCAAGAAAAUGGCAACUCUGGGGUCUGACAGGAAAGUUAGAAUUUUCCGGUUCUUGACGGGGAAGCUCAUGAGAGUCUUUGAUGAAUCUCUGAGCAUGUUUACUGAACUUCAGCAGAUGAGACAGCAGUUACCAGACAUGGAGUUUGGGCGCCGCAUGGCUGUUGAGCGUGAGCUGGAGAAAGUGGAUGCAGUAAAAUUGAUUAACAUAGUUUUUGAUGAAACUGGACACUUCGUUCUCUAUGGAACAAUGUUGGGCAUUAAGGUCAUAAAUGUAGAGACCAACAGGUGUAUUCGUAUCUUGGGCAAACAAGAAAACAUCAGGGUGAUGCAACUAGCUCUGUUCCAAGGAGUAGCAAAGAAACAUCGUGCUGCAAUCACUAUAGAGAUGAAGGCAUCUGAAAACCCUGUUCUCCAGAACAUCCAGCCUGAUCCAACAGUAAUCUGCACAGCCUUUAAGAAAAACAGGUUUUAUAUGUUUACUAAACGUGAACCAGAAGAUACUAAGAGUGCAGAUUCUGACAGAGAUGUGUUUAAUGAGAAACCUUCUAAAGAAGAGGUCAUGGCAGCCACUCAGGCAGAAGGUCCCAAGAGAGUUUCCGACAGUGCCAUUAUCCACACAAGCAUGGGAGACAUUCACACCAAGCUUUUUCCUGUCGAGUGUCCCAAAACAGUGGAAAACUUCUGUGUGCACAGCAGAAAUGGCUAUUACAAUGGACACAUAUUUCACCGUAUUAUCAAGGGUUUCAUGAUUCAGACAGGUGAUCCCACAGGUACAGGAAUGGGAGGUGAAAGUAUUUGGGGAGGAGAAUUUGAAGAUGAGUUUCAUUCAACUUUACGACAUGACCGACCUUAUACACUCAGUAUGGCUAAUGCAGGACCAAAUACUAAUGGAUCACAAUUUUUUAUAACAGUGGUGCCCACGCCUUGGCUAGACAACAAGCACACUGUGUUUGGACGGGUGACUAAGGGAAUGGAAGUUGUUCAGAGAAUUUCAAAUGUCAAAGUGAAUCCCAAAACCGACAAACCCUAUGAGGACAUCAGCAUCAUUAACAUCACUGUGAAGUAAGAGAGAAAUUGAAGGUUCCAGCUU